UCUCUCUCUCUAACUCUUUCAAGACCUCCCCAACUGACUCGCUCUCUCUCUCUCUACCCACAUACACAUAUAUAUAUUCAUUGUGUGUUUGUUUUUUUCAUUUUCAAUUGAAUUCCAGACAAGCAAGCGAGAAGACGAAGCUGUUCUCGAUCUUCUUGCUUGUUCUUGCUAUACAUAUACACAUACACAUACAUAGAUAUAGAUAUAGCUAUAUAUAUAGAGAGAUAGAUUUGGCAUUGUGGGUGGAGGGAGAUGGGGAAGAUAGCGAAUACUAUACAUGGGUUGAAACCAGCGAUGAUGAUGGCGGUGGUUCAGGUUGCAUUGGCAGGAGUCAAUGUAUUUUACAAACUGGCUUCGAGUAUUGGAAUGAGCAUGAGCGUCUUGAUUGCCUAUCGCUUUGUAUUUGCUGCUGCCUUCAUUGUCCCUAUCGCUCUCCUCCUUGAAAGGAAAAGUAGACCAAAGUUAACAUGGAAAGUGGCGUGCCAAGCUUUUCUUUGUGGGUUACUUGGAGGAUCAAUGGCACAAAAUCUAUACGCACAGAGUUUGGUUUUGACAUCAGCGACUUUUGCUGCUGCUAUGACCAAUCUCAUCCCCGCCUUCACCUUCAUUUUGGCCAUCUCUUUCGGGAUGGAGAGGCUAGGAUUGGGUACAAUGACAGGUAAGGCGAAGGUGGCAGGGACAUUGAUGUGCAUAGGUGGAGCUAUGUUGCUCACGUUCUACAAAGGGGCAGAACUCAACAUCUGGUCAACCAACGUUGACCUUCUCCAUCACAAGCAUGGACACGUGGCAACACCACACACACAUGAUGGUAAUCACGUGUUGGGAGCUUUACUGGUUGUGUCGUGUUGUUUCUCUAGUGCAAUGGGAUUGAUUGUUCAGACUAAGAUGAUCCGGAACUACCCUUGUGUGUACUCCAGCACUGCUCUGAUGAUCACGAUGGGAGCAAUCCAAGCCGUUGGAUUUGCACUCUGCAUGAAUAGAGACUGGAGUGCAUGGAAGUUGGGAUGGAACCUCAGACUACUAGUUGUUUCUUACUCGGGGAUUGUGGCUUCUGGAGUAACAUUUACACUCAUGGCAUGGUGUGUACAAAUGAGGGGUCCACUAUUUGUAUCAGUUUUUAGUCCUCUGAUGCUUGUUCUUGUGGCAAUAGCUGGCUCAUUGCUAUUGGACGAGAAGCUACACUUGGGAAGCGUGAUAGGAGCUGGGGUGAUAGUGUGCGGAUUAUACAUGGUUUUGUGGGGAAAAGGAAAGGAGUUGAAGAGAAUUACACAACUGAUGCCAUCAAAGAGUGCCCGAGAAUCGGAAUGUAUCGAUAUCAUUGUCACUUCUUUGACAGAAAACAACAAUGGAAGUAGCAACGACAUUGUAGCAGUUAUUCCAAGUAGUCCUUCGAUUCUUUACAAUGAUGCUUUAGACGUCGAUAUACUAGAAAUAAACAAGAAAGAAGAACAGCAAGAUAAAAGUUUAGAGGUGAAUGUGAAUGUGUAAACAUAGGAGCAUGGUAAUUAUUAAUGUAGUAUUAUAGUAAAGUUUGUAGGAAAUUUUAGUGUAAACUGUCACCCCCAACCGCCCAUAAAUUUGGGCAUUUUUGGUAGGGUUGGUGGUUGUGUUUGUAAUAGUGUUCUUCAAUUUCUUUGAACUGAUAAGUGUUUUAUAUUUUCAAAAAUGAAAUUCAUAAUAUAUAUAUAUAU
Molecule: messenger RNA, 1691 nt
Organism: Camellia sinensis
Lineage: Eukaryota; Viridiplantae; Streptophyta; Magnoliopsida; Ericales; Theaceae
Product: WAT1-related protein At1g25270
Cellular component (GO): membrane
Molecular function (GO): transmembrane transporter activity
Source: RefSeq, a predicted model, not a curated record